Molecule: messenger RNA, 885 nt
Organism: Paramecium octaurelia
Lineage: Eukaryota; Ciliophora; Oligohymenophorea; Peniculida; Parameciidae
Source: the annotation of a GenBank genome assembly
AUGAUAACUUCGCCUCAGGAGAUGAGAAUAUUAUCAAAGAGAUUCUUUGGUAACAAGAUCAUUGAUUCAAUUGUGCUCGAGGAAUUGAAGGAAAAUUAUUAAAAUAAGGAAAGAAUUGCAAACAUUAUUUAGAGAUGUUAUCCUGAAAGUUACAAGUUAUAUUUGGAUUUAGGUAAGAAUAAGAUUGAUAGUAAUAUUAGAUCCUUAACUUCUAAGCAUUUUCAUUUAGUAUUUUUUAAACUAACUUAAUUUUGUGAUUGAAAAAAAGUAUAUUUUUCAAAGAGCUACAUGCCUGUUGGAAUUGAGUGUCCAUUUAUUCAAUAUUUCAUGGGAGAAAAGAUGGAAUCGAGAAAAAUCUUUUGAAGAGUUCAGAUAAAUAAUUGUCAGACAUUCAUUAUAUAGGUUUAUAUUGAUAUUAAUAACUGCAGACCACCACAUAGUGUUUAUAUAUUUAGUUUGGAGAAUUUGAAAGAGAUUUCUUUGCAUUUCCUAUAGACAUUCUUUAGAUUCUAUAGAGCUUACUUUUUCACAUUCACUCCUUGGGUUGACAUAGUGGUGACAACUUAUCAGAAACAUUAAAUUAAAAAGGAUGUGAAAGAUUUAGAGUUGGAGAAAUUGAGACAGGAAGCAGAAUAAUAUAAUGAUUAGAUUGAUCCAGAAAUGAUGGAACAACUAAUGAGUGGCAAUUCCAUAUAUUAGAUUCCAGAAAAGAAGAAGAGGGAGAUGUUAGAAUAACAAUAAUAAAGGGAGAAAUAAGAAAGAAUAGAUAGAGUAUUAAAGAAGAGAUUAGAAGAGUUAUAAUAAGUGUUUGAUUAAAAAAUUAAAGAAUAAGAUGAACAUUUCAUAAAAUUGGCUGAAGAUUUAAAAAAUCCAAAGAAAAAGUGA